Messenger RNA from Myotis brandtii (Brandt's bat), 3128 nucleotides. RefSeq names its product anoctamin-1. Gene Ontology annotation, molecular function: protein dimerization activity; chloride channel activity. The coding region runs from base 12 to 3128 and encodes 1038 amino acids. Gene Ontology annotation, biological process: chloride transmembrane transport; signal transduction. NCBI's taxonomy places the organism in Eukaryota, Metazoa, Chordata, Mammalia, Chiroptera, Vespertilionidae. The record is from RefSeq and is a predicted model, not a curated record. Gene Ontology annotation, cellular component: plasma membrane. The transcript is spliced from 29 exons.
AGGAGCCCCCCAUGGACUUCCACGAGGAUGACAAGCGGUUCCGCAGGGAGGAGUACGAGGGGAACCUCCUGGAGGCGGGUCUGGAGCUGGAGCGCGACGAGGAGACUAAGAUCCACGGCGUCGGGUUUGUGAAGAUCCACGCGCCCUGGAACGUGCUGUGCAGAGAGGCGGAGUUUCUGAAACUGAAGAUGCCGACCAAGAAGAUGUAUCACAUCAAUGAGAUGCGGGGCCUCCUGAAAAAGAUCAACUCGGUGCUCCAGAAGAUCACGGACCCCAUCCAGCCCCGGGUGGCGGAGCACAGAGCCCAGACCAUGAAGAGACUCUCCUACCCCUUCUCCAGGGAGAAGCAGCACCUAUUUGACCUGUCUGACAAGGAUUCCUUUUUCGAUAGCAAAACCCGAAGCACAAUAGUCUAUGAAAUUCUGAAAAGAACAACGUGUACCAAAGCCAAGUACAGCAUGGGGCAAGGAGAGGGAAGAAAGAAGGACUCUGCCCUUUUAAGUAAAAGGCGAAAGUGUGGUAAAUACGGCAUCACCAGCCUGCUGGCCAAUGGCGUCUACUCGGCUGCCUACCCUCUGCACGAUGGAGAGUAUGAAGGUGAGGACGUGGAGUUCAAUGACAGAAAACUCCUGUACGAAGAGUGGGCCAGCUACGGCGUCUUCUAUAAGUACCAGCCCAUCGACCUGGUCAGGAAGUACUUUGGGGAGAAGAUCGGCCUGUACUUCGCCUGGCUGGGCGUGUACACCCAGAUGCUCAUCCCCGCCUCCAUUGUCGGGGUCAUCGUUUUCCUCUAUGGAUGCGCCACCGUCAAUGAAAACAUCCCCAGCAUGGAGAUGUGUGACCAGAGCCACAACAUCACCAUGUGCCCGCUGUGCGACAAGACCUGCAGCUACUGGAAGAUGAGCUCGGCCUGCGCCACCGCCCGGGCCAGCCACCUCUUCGACAACCCGGCCACCGUCUUCUUCUCCAUCUUCAUGGCUCUCUGGGCCGCCACCUUCAUGGAGCACUGGAAGCGGAAACAGAUGCGUCUCAACUACCGCUGGGACCUCACAGGCUUCGAGGAGGAGGAGGAGGCCGUCAAGGACCAUCCCAGAGCUGAGUAUGAAGCUAGAGUUUUGGAGAAGUCACUUAGGAAAGAAUCCAAGAACAAAGAGGAUGAAAUGGAAGGGAUUGCUCAACCAGCCAUCCCUGAACAAAUGGCCAGUUCCUUGUUCCACUCACAGACAAGGAGGAUGAGAGAGAGAGAGAAGCACCGGAAUACUCCAGAAGAGUCAACAAACAAAUGGAAGCAGAGGGUUAAGACAGCCAUGGCGGGGGUGAAAUUGACUGACAAGGUGAAGCUGACCUGGAGAGACCGGUUCCCCGCCUACUUCACCAACUUGAUGUCCAUCGUCUUCAUGAUCGCGGUCACCUUCGCCAUCGUCCUUGGGGUCAUCAUCUACAGAAUCUCCACAGCCGCCGCCUUAGCCAUGAACUCCUCCCCCUCCGUGCGGUCCAACAUUCGGGUCACGGUCACGGCCACUGCAGUCAUCAUCAACCUGGUGGUCAUCAUCCUGCUGGACGAGGUCUACGGCUGCGUAGCCCGGUGGCUCACCAAGAUCGAGGUCCCCAAGACCGAGAAGAGCUUCGAGGAGAGGCUGAUCUUCAAGGCUUUCCUGCUGAAGUUCGUCAACUCCUACACCCCCAUCUUUUACGUGGCUUUCUUCAAAGGCCGGUUCGUGGGGCGCCCCGGCGACUACGUGUACAUCUUCCGAUCCUUCCGCAUGGAAGAGUGCGCCCCGGGCGGCUGCCUGAUGGAGCUCUGCAUCCAGCUCAGCAUCAUCAUGCUGGGCAAGCAGCUCAUCCAGAACAACCUGUUCGAGAUCGGCAUCCCGAAGAUGAAGAAGUUCAUCCGCUACCUGCGGCUGAAGCGCCAGAGCCCCGCCGACCACGACGAGCACAUGAAGAGGAAGCAGCGAUACGAGGCGGACUUCACGCUGGAGCCGUUCGGGGGCCUCACCCCAGAGUACAUGGAGAUGAUCAUCCAGUUUGGCUUCGUCACCCUGUUCGUGGCAUCCUUCCCCCUCGCCCCGCUGUUCGCGCUGCUGAAUAACAUCAUCGAGAUCCGCCUGGACGCCAAAAAGUUCGUCACCGAGCUGCGCAGGCCGGUGGCCGUCAGGGCCAAAGACAUCGGAAUCUGGUACAACAUUCUCAGAGGCAUCGGGAAACUUGCCGUCAUCAUCAACGCCUUCGUGAUCUCCUUCACGUCGGACUUCAUCCCCCGCCUGGUGUACCUGUACAUGUACAGCAAGAACGGGACCAUGCACGGCUUCGUCAACCACACCCUCUCCUCCUUCAACGUCAGCGACUUCCAGGACGGCACGGCCCCCAACGACCCCCUGGACCUGGGCUACGAGGUGCACAUCUGCAGGUACAAAGACUACCGGGAGCCCCCGUGGUCGGAACACAAGUACGACAUCUCCAAGGACUUCUGGGCCGUCCUGGCGGCACGGCUGGCCUUCGUCAUCGUCUUCCAGAACCUGGUCAUGUUCAUGAGCGACUUCGUGGACUGGGUGAUCCCGGACAUCCCCAAGGACAUCAGCCAGCAGAUCCACAAGGAGAAGGUGCUGAUGGUCGAGCUGUUCAUGCGGGAGGAGCAGGGCAAGCAGCAGCUGCUGGACACGUGGAUGGAGCGGGGCCCGAAGAAGGGCGAGUCCUGCGGCAACCACAGCCCCCAGGCCGGCCCGGUGACUUCAGCUUUGCAGGAGGACCUCUGGUGUACCCAGCACUUGGACCUUUAUGCAGCAUUUGACAUCAUAUGCGAUCACGUGGGGAAGGACUGGAGAAGACUGGCUCGUCAGCUGAAAGUGUCUGACAGCAAGAUCGAUGCCAUCGAGGUGAAGUAUCCCCGCAACCUGACAGAGCAGGUGAGGGAGUCGCUGAGAGUCUGGAAGAGCACCGCACGGGAGCGAGCGGCCGUGCCCCACCUUGUGGAGGCGCUCAGGGCCUGCCGGCUCAACCUGGUGGCAGACCUCAUCGAGGAGCACCAGCAGGCCCGGGACCUCCAGCGCGAGAACGAGAGCGGAAGCAGCACUAUGUCCCUCAUGUCGUGGGACGUGGACGCACCCAGCACAAGAGCCUCCUCCUGA